Messenger RNA from Meloidogyne enterolobii, 1491 nucleotides. NCBI's taxonomy places the organism in Eukaryota, Metazoa, Nematoda, Chromadorea, Rhabditida, Meloidogynidae. The record is from the annotation of a GenBank genome assembly.
AUGUCCCUAACUUAUAGAAAUCAGUUGUCCCAGCUUUGUUCCGUCACUAAAGAGAUACUUCUCCCUAGCCCGUUCUCUGCCCUUAUAGAAGAUUAUAAUAAUUUUAAAACCCAAUCUCCCGAAUCUACUCAGGCCCUAAUUGAUGAAAUAGACCUUACCACCCAAGAGAUAACCAAAAUCCUUAAUGAUUUUAAAAUGGCCCACGAUUCAUGGCAAAACUUAAGAAUUUCGAUGACAGAAAAUGAAAGGGCAAAUGAUAGCCAAAUUUUAGAAAAAUUCCUCCAAGAAACAGAUUACAUUAAAGUUAUGUACGACCUUAAACGGUAUGCACGAAAGCUUCGGAAUUCCCGUAAUGAAUUAGAAAAUAAACUACCUAAGAUUAAACCCCAAUUUGACCAUUCCCAUCUCCUUCCUGAACUUCCUCCUUUAAACCCUUCCCAGAAUAGACCAUUUAAUGAAAAUACUCAAGACUCGUUAAAACCAGUUUAUACAAAUUCUAGUGAUAAAUCUUAUCGAAACCGGACCUCCUCUAAUUUUUAUUUGUAUUCCAACCCUUCGAUUACAAAACACUCCGAUGAGAAAUUAGUUAAUAAUCCGAUCCCCUCCGUCAAAAGUUAUACUAAAGAAAUGAAUAAAUUUAACCCACUUGCUAUCCCUCCUGGUUUUUCCCCUCUAGAAGAAAUAAAUGUUGAAAAUGACCCUAACGAUUUAAACAAUCAGAUGAACGAAAAAAUUGUAUUGAAUAAAAGACUUACAAAUGAAAUUAUUAAUAAAAGACCCAUUAGUCCCCCUCCCGGCUUUACUCAUAUUGAUGAUGUUUGUAUUAUUAAAAAUAUUUGUAACGAAUUUACCCCCCUACAAGAGACUUUAAAUGAAGACAAUGAAGUUAAAGCUUAUAAUUAUUCUAAAGAAAUGCCCCUUGUUUUGAUUAAUAACCCAAUUCCGGAUUUAUCCCCAGAAGAUCCCCUUCUAUCUCUUGAAGAUUUACAACAGUCUACUCCAACUUUUACUUUUAAUUCCUCAUCUGAAACUACUAAUAAUUAUUCAGCAGAAACUACUAUUAAAUCAUCAAAAGAAAUAUUGAAAGUGAAGAAAAUAAUAAACAACAAUAGUAAUUGUGUGGAAAGAUUGCUAAAAAUGUCCCGUAAAAAAGCAUCACUAAAAAAGUCCCGUAAACCCCAAAAGAAUUUGUCGAACCCCCUUCCAAUCCCAGAACGAUCCUUUAGAGAAUUUAAAAUGGCUCCACAGAAUGAAAUUAUACAUUACACCCCCUCGAGCAUAGUUGCUCAUUUUAAUGAGAUUAACCCUAUCUUUACAUCACAAGUACAAAUUCGUUUGCCGAAGUAUCAUCAGAAAAUUUUCUAUAGCCUUGGAUCACCCCUUUCUGUUAUGAUUGAACUAGCUAAUAUAAAAUGUAAACCCCUUUCCCAUCUAUUUCAUCUUUACAAAUCCUUUGUACUCCUGUUAAUUUCCUACAUUAUUUACUGCUAA